Molecule: messenger RNA, 1234 nt
Organism: Galendromus occidentalis (western predatory mite)
Lineage: Eukaryota; Metazoa; Arthropoda; Arachnida; Mesostigmata; Phytoseiidae
Product: lisH domain-containing protein C1711.05-like
Exons: 1
Source: RefSeq, a predicted model, not a curated record
AUGGAUUUAGAACCUGGUAUGGCAGAGAAUAUCGAGCCCCGACACUCGAGAGACCGCAAGGAGAACAUGGUAUCCGGGAGAGAUCGAAGUAUUGACUCAGAGUCUAUGCGAGACGGAAGCACGGAGCCGGAUUCCAUGAGAACGAUGGAAAACGAGUCGGAUUCUGAGGACGGAGGGAGAUAUAGGCAGGAGUAUCCGGAAUUGCGGGGAACUCAGCGGAGUGACUCGGUUUGCGCAAGGAAUCGGAUAGAGGAUCCAAAAACCUCGAGAGUCGGGACAGUGGACUUCAUAUCGACGAGAGAUGGAGCAAGGGAUUCACCAAGACAGAGAAGAGAGUCUGGAGAAACGGGAGGUCAAGCUGCGGAUCAGCGACCUUCGAGAGAUCCAACGUGGAAAUCGGUGUUUGUUGCGGAGCGGGAGGAAGAGCCGAAUCCCAUAGGAGAGGCCGACGACGAUUCGAGCUCCACGGGAGAGAGUGAUCGCCCGGAAUCCAUGGGGAAUAAGGCAUCUUCAUCUGCGAGGGGUCGAACCGAGGAUUUUGACUCUGCCAGAAAUCGGAGGAAGGAUCGGAGCGAGGAGUCGGGAACCGGGGCAGAUGAGGGGAUCGGAUCAAAACCCUUUCUGGAUAUGCAGUCAACUUCGGAAUUCGGGGAGGGAAGUCUAGGAGACUCGGAAUCUGGUCAAGAGGAGGACUCGCAGUUCACGGGACGCAUUGACCUAGAAUCCUUGAAUGAGCAGGGUACGAACUCGGAGGUCUUUGGGGAUUCGGGAGAGGACGGAGGUGGACGGAGAAGUCAAGAGUUGGCCGAAAAACGGAGAGAGCCCGGUGAAUCCUCGGGAGAGGAUCUUGGACAUACGAAAGAUGAAGAGAAGGCGCUAGAAUCCAUGGAGGACUCCGAUAGGACUGCGGAAUUCGGAGGAGAGGGUAGUAGGGCUCCGGUUCACACGAGAGAUCGGGAAGAUGACGAAGAAUUGAAGCUGGGAUCUGUGAAAGAUUCCGAGAGAGAUCCGGAGUCCAGCCCAGAGAGGAGUGAGGCUUCGAAAUCUGCGAGGGAUCGAACAGAGGGCUUUGUUUCAGCCCAAGAUGGGCCGAUGGAUCUGGUUCUCGCGAAGAGAGAGAACAAUGAGUCGAAACCUUUGAAUGAUCGACGGAGGGACCCCAAAUCCAAGAGCGACAGAGAGAAGGAUCCAAAAUCCCGGGUCGAACCGGAGGAGGUUUCAAAGUCGGGGGCAG